Messenger RNA from Westerdykella ornata, 2045 nucleotides. RefSeq lists its product as uncharacterized. The record is from RefSeq and is a predicted model, not a curated record. The transcript is spliced from 2 exons. Bases 158 to 1657 code for a protein of 499 amino acids. NCBI's taxonomy places the organism in Eukaryota, Fungi, Ascomycota, Dothideomycetes, Pleosporales, Sporormiaceae.
UCGACGUCCGACUGCCCCUACUUACAUUAUUCCUGGUUGGAAGCGCUACGAAGUCAAUUACGUCUGUCGUAUCCCUGCGUCUCCAGGCUGCUCAGUUGCGCGUCGAAAGCUGCACCUCCGCGCCCCUGAAUGCAAACAGGCAUCUAGGAAGCCUACGAUGGAAAGCACACUUCCUGGACCAUCUCCAGCAGUUCAGUCUCGGCUGCUGGCCCUGCCAAUUGAGACGCUCGAAGCAAUCAUUGAAGAACUUGAAUCCAGAAAGGACCAGCUCAAUCUUGCGUUGACAUGCUCAACCCUCGCCCCCUUGUCUGAGCGGUACAUGUGGCGGAAGCUCAUGGUUCGAACAGGGCAUGAAGCCAUGAAUGUUGCCCGAGCUCUUCAGGUCCGACCCGAGCGGAUGGAUUUCGUUCACGAGUUGGCGAUCUGCUACAACGAGGAGCAGCAAGACGGUAUCGAGGCAUUGGAUCUGGUGCUUUGGCGCUUACAUCAGGUGCGGCACUUGAUGAUCGAAGCGCCCUGUCCGAACAACCAUACCGGUUGGCAGGGAGACGAGCCCUUCCAAGAUGUGACGAGGAUUGACUACCCUAAGCUAUUUCAAGAUGCAAUCUCGCCGAUGAUCUCGUCUCGCCCGCUUGGGAUGCUGCAAUCUCUGACUUUACAUGGACACAGAUCUCAUACGGACCCAUUCGAUCUCAAAGGGGCUGAAAGCAUCCUGUUCCAUCCCACACUCCGCAGUCUAACGAUAUCUUGUGCAAAUUUCAAUGCCGAUCUGAGAGUCUCCGAUAUAGACCCUAGCAAGCUGCAUUCCACGCCUCUGGAAUCCUUGACCCUCAUCGAGUGCAACGUUUUCCCUCCCUUGCUGGACGUGGCUCUCAGUCUUCCCAAGGCUCUGGUGAUGCUUUCACUGAAUCAGCGUAUCUACACCUGGCCCGGUUGCGUUCCCCGCGGCCCAAAAGAGUACCACUUGUCAAUGGGCCGAAUCGUGGCGAAGCAAGCCUCCUCGCUCGAGACCCUGAUCUUCAAUCCCGGAGCAGCUAUCAACUGGGGUAGGCUCUACCCGGAGAUAGCCUCUCUAGGGUAUCUCGCCCCGGUCCCUGGGAUAGAGAGAGAUUUAACCUCCCUCACCCGGCUAAAACACGCUGAAGUCGCCUUCAGGCCUCCAAUUUCAGCACCACUGGUGCCUUGGCCGGACUCCUUGGAAUCCAUACGCUACAACGACACUUGGAUGCACAGAGGGGAUCCAUCCAUGUCAAUCUACCUAAACCAACUAGCUCGUGGACUUCUAGCAAGGCCAAACAUCCGCAAUAUAGAGCUCUGCCUGAAGAUUGUCAACCAACUCAACAAACCGUGCGACCGAGCUAGACAGAUUUGGCUGGGAAACACACAGCUACAUAAGCGAGGGCGCCUUGGUCUCUAUCGCGUGGCAACUACACUGAAACAGAGGGGUGGCCGCCUGCGAAUCUUCUGCGAGUACUUCAGCGAGGGUGUGUUUUUCAUCCCCCCGUUCCUGGAGAGCGAAGAGAAGCCAAAGGAGUCUCUGUUCUACGAUUCUGAGGACCCGUGUCGGUUUGAGGGGACGGAGCUCAGGGAUACGGAGUUGUUUUGGUGGGAGGAAGGGAGGGCGAAGGGGCUGAGAAGUGAAUUCAUGGAGGAUUAAAACGGGUGAGUACUGUUUGGACCGGGAUCGAUGGAGAGAUCUUCACACCGGGCCUUCAGCACGCUGUUGCUCUGCGCCGUUGUCAUUUUCGUCCUCUUCGUUCUCUCUACCUUCGUAUCCGGCAUCCAAGGGUCAGCUUGCUCCCAUAGCUCUGUCCUUCCAAAACAAAGCACUGUCGAGGUGGUGUUCACCUCUCAAGCGUCAGAUUAUGCGAGAUCUACUCUGUCACACGGCGUGGUUCUCGUCAAAGAGGCGAAAUUUAUUUGUCGGAUAUGGCUUUUCUCAAUCAGUUCUAGAUUCAAGGACGUAUGUUAGCCCCGCUUCUACUUGGUUAUAUGUGGUAUGAUGGAAGGAUAUUCUACCACCAGAACAGAAGAAGUCCUAGUGG